AUGUCUAAAUCUCUCACACCAGAAGUUCUAUGGGCCCAAAGGUCCAGCGCAACGGAACAAGAACGCAACUUUUUAUUGGUUACCAUCAUGAUUCCCGACUGUGAACAGCCCAAGCUGGACUUGAAGGCCACACACCUCGAGUUCACAGCCAACUCGCCAGGACACGUUGGCGACGAAGAAGAGCACAAGUACAAGCUGCACAUCGACUUCUUCAAGGAAAUUGACGUGGAAAAAUCGCAAAGCAGAGUGGCCAACGGCAGGGACUAUUUCCUCAAGCUAUACAAGAAAGACUUGGACGCGGAGUUCUGGCCCCGUUUGACUAAGGAAAAACUCAAGUACCACUUCAUCAAGACCGAUUUCAACAAAUGGGUCGACGAAGACGAGCAGGAAGACCAGAAGGACGAAGACCUAGGGUUCGACGGAGGUCUACCAGGCGGUCAGGGAGCCCAGGCAGCUGCUCUCCAAGAACUUCUCAAAAACGGCGGAGCCCAGGGCCUAGAAGGUCUGGAGGGUCUAGGAGGUCUAGGAGGUCUAGCAGGAGGUGCUGCCCCCGCCAGUUGA
Messenger RNA from Lachancea sp. 'fantastica', 561 nucleotides. The record is from the annotation of a GenBank genome assembly. Lineage: Eukaryota; Fungi; Ascomycota; Saccharomycetes; Saccharomycetales; Saccharomycetaceae.